This is a messenger RNA of Phycomyces blakesleeanus NRRL 1555(-), 336 nucleotides long. RefSeq lists its product as hypothetical. The coding region runs from base 1 to 336 and encodes 111 amino acids. The transcript has 3 exons. The record is from RefSeq and is a predicted model, not a curated record. NCBI's taxonomy places the organism in Eukaryota, Fungi, Mucoromycota, Mucoromycetes, Mucorales, Phycomycetaceae.
AUGGGAUCUGUGUCUUACAGAAGCUGGCAAAAUGACAUCUUCCACAGCAGCAUACUGGAAAAUCUUUGCUCUUUAAGAUAUUACUUAGUUAUGUCAGAUCUCAAAGUAAAAUCGCUCUCCCUGUACAAAUACAACUUCGAAGCUGUUAGCAUAUGUGUUAAGAAUAUUUUAGGUGUUGUUGAUGCAGAAAAGAAGAACAUUCUUUUUGAAGACAAAGACUUUGUUUUUGGAGAGAAUUUCCAUCCAAUAUUAUCUGUUGUAAAGCAAGAAAUUUGGUUUCAGAUUGUUAAUGAAUGUCUUCACAAAUCUUCAUUCCAGAACCAUAUAAAAGUUUGA